UGCGUAAACAGAGCACUCUUCGAUCGGCGGAACCGGUGAUUUGGGAAUUUCUCCGGGAGACGAUUUGAUUUUUCUACCACAAGAUGGCCCUGUUCCGGCCACUUUUGUCGUCGGUGGUCCCACGAUGUGCGUUACUGACUGGCGUUAACGGGCGAGCAAUACAUCGGUCGGGUGUGUUGUGCAAAGUGGAAGACCGCAAAGCAAUGCUGGCUUCGUUGCCCAGCAAAGACGAAGGCACCAUCGGAGAGCGGUCAAUUGAUAUCGACACGAUGAUCGGUUACAACGAUGCCGAUAGGAAAGUGAAUCUGUUUCCCGAUGCCAACACGCCGUCCACACUGUUCAACGGAGUGCCAUUCAACGAUAUUCCAAUCUGCGCCAUACGCGUGUCGCCGAACAAUACGAUCAUCAGCAUCACCGAUGCCAAAGGAGUGCCACAGUUUAUCCGUUCGUGUGGCAUCGAAGGGUUCAAAAACACGCGCAAAGGCACCAACAUUGCCGCACAGGCCACGGCCAUCAGCAUCAGCAACAAGGCGCUCGAGCGUGGCUACAAAACGGUUCGCGUUACCGUGCGCGGCCUGGGCCCGGGACGGAUGUCCGCCAUCAAGGGCCUGGAGAUGGCAGGUUUGAACAUUAUCUCGAUCACCGACACGACGCCCGUCUCGUGGAAUCCGCCGCGCCCUAGAAAACAACGAAAGCUGUAACUGUCCAUG
Anopheles cruzii is the source of this 710-nucleotide messenger RNA. It is a transcript of the gene mRpS11, whose product is annotated as 28S ribosomal protein S11, mitochondrial. Gene Ontology annotation, molecular function: structural constituent of ribosome; small ribosomal subunit rRNA binding; mRNA 5'-UTR binding. NCBI's taxonomy places the organism in Eukaryota, Metazoa, Arthropoda, Insecta, Diptera, Culicidae. Gene Ontology annotation, cellular component: ribosome; mitochondrial small ribosomal subunit. The record is from RefSeq and is a predicted model, not a curated record. Gene Ontology annotation, biological process: ribosomal small subunit assembly; maturation of SSU-rRNA from tricistronic rRNA transcript (SSU-rRNA, 5.8S rRNA, LSU-rRNA); translation. The transcript has 3 exons. The coding region runs from base 84 to 701 and encodes 205 amino acids.